AUGGUUGUUUGGGGUUUAUCUAAUAUCACGGAUGCCUUACAAAAACGUUUGUGUCGCUUUCUUAUACACAGAUAUUUAAGCGAUUUCCUGAAGUCUAGCAUUAAUUUGGAACAAUUAUCAGCUACUCUUUAUGGUGGCAUUGCAUCUGUUAGCGAUGUUGACAUGGACGUACAGAAAUUAAAUGAAGCGUUUGAAUCGAUGAAAAUACCAUUUACGGUGGUUGAAGGUUACAUUGGCGAAGUCACUAUCACAGUUCCAUGGCAAUAUAUCCUUGUGAAAUCGGUUGAUCUGGAGGUGAAGCAGUUACAGCUUACACUUCAGCUUCAACACUGCGCAGAAGAGCUUCCGGGAGAUAUAGUGGCUUCUAUGUUUGGAAGUGUUAUGGGAUCAUUAGCAACAUCUAUGGAGCUAGCGCAGAGUUUUCUGAAUCAAGAGGAAGCUAUCAAUGAAGCAGAGGACAGAGGCAUUGAACAGUUUGCUGAGGUCAUUGAUGCUGUUAUCUCUCGUUUCCGAUUAAUUUUCAACGAUGCUAUUAUUCGCUUGGAAAGUGUUCCCGAUCCAGAGUCUUGGUUAUGCACUGCGUUGGAACUGCGAGUCGAUUGGAUUGAACUCAUCGACGAACAAUUAGAGUCGGAAGCUUUUAACGCUGGAACGGUAACUUCACAACCACGUUCGUUAUCAUCUGUUCCAGAUUUCAACAAACUUUUUCAUGUAAAAGGCAUACGUCUUUAUACCGAUAUUUUUACCAAACCAGCGAUGAAAGAUUUAUCAGAAGAAAAUAUGACUGCAUCAACACAAGUCAUAACAAGUAUGUAUCUCCGACGUGAAAAGGAAAAAACAAUGAAGAAACUGUCAGGUUCUUCGGACUCAUCAGAUGAUCACUGUGAAAAAAGCGACAGUAUGUUAUAUUCCAUACAGAUGUCGGCUACCUCAACAAUUUUUGAAUCAUGUUAUUCCCGUAACAGCUGUAUGGAAGACGAAUUUCCUUUUGCUACUUCCUCACCGUUAAGUUCUUCCAGUAGUACCACGUUGGAGUCGAAUCCAGUUCUGUUUGCAUCAUUUAGUGGUAGCGUUGAAACUGUUAUUGUUCGAGUACGUAACAACGAGAUCUCAUCGCAGUACUCUUUGUCUUCGGAAAAGGAAAUUAGCCUUAACUUUGAUGGUUUGUGUGUAUUUUUGACGCCUUCGCAACUGAGCAUUUUGAAAACAUUUUUUGCUGCGAUUGCAAAGCCUCCUUCAAACUCUGAUGGUGCACAAUGCACUUUAGGAAAACCAAUGUGUAUACAAGAUUAUCAGCAGGUUGAAGCAGAGUUGCAAACAAGAAUUGUACCAUCCAAUCAAAUCGGUACCGAUUUCCAGCACGGCAAUUGGGGUGGUUCGAUGAUGUUUUAUGAUGCACAGAGAAAACCCUCAGUAGUAUCGAUUGAAGAACAAAUGGCUAAUGUUUCGUUAAAUCUCAGUGAUGUAGGAGAUGGUCGAGUUGGUAGAUUUCGGAAGGAAAUUUUGAGAAGCGACUGUUACCAAAAAACUUCAAAGAAGUCGGAUACUGUAUCUGACAUGAUUAGUGUUAAAGCAAGCAUUUGCAAUGUUGUCUUUGUCCUCACUCACAAAGAUUACCUUGGACAAGAUGAAGUUCGAAACAGAAACGUCGAAAACAUCGCUGAUAUUAUCAGUUCAUACAAAGAAUUAGCAGAGAGGUUCUUUAAGGAAGCAUCUUCUCUGCGGUUUGGGGUUCAGUUGGAUGAAUUAAAUCGGAGUACGAAACAUCUGUAUGCAGACGACCAUCUACAGUUUAUUGGUGAAGGAGUCGUGUUUGAUUAUAAUCAAGUAAGAGGUCGGGAAAACUACUCUUUUUCAAUGAAUUUCGAAGCGCUUGAUGUGGAAUUAUUAGAAAUUCUGUCGCCGGCCUCAUCGAGCACGAAUGCCGAAGAAAAUAUCAAGCUAUUUUCGUUUUGUGAUAAUGCAGCAGCAACUGAUAAAAACCGUCGAUUAAUGGUUACUAUAGAAAACGGCAAAAAUUCGCAGCAUUAUGAUGUGACAGUAAGCAUGACAACUUGUAAAAGUGAAUUGGAUAUUUCGAUGAUUGAUCGAAUAUCUUCCCUUUUGAUCACUAAACCUUUUCACACUUAUCCAUUUCCUUCAACGAUUCAAAACGGUACUGACGUAUCACGAGGCUUAAAAACAGAUUUGCUCUUUACCGCUAUGCAAGAUGUAAACAACACACCUUUAUCACUAUCAUUUAUAAUUGGUUGUCCAGAAUGGGAUUUAAAUUUGAGAAUACCAGUAGUAGAUUUGAGACAUUCUGAUUCUUCUCCAACUCGAGUACCCUACUGGAAAAGAAAUCUGCAUAAGGAGUCAGUGAGAUUAACCUUAAUGGAUGUCAGAUUGGAAAUACCAAGAUUUGAUGUAUCGCGCUUAAGACAGCAUGGGACAGCUAUUAUUUCGGCUUCUGCUGUGAACGGAUCCUUCAGUUUGGUUGAAAAAACUGAUUCAGCUAGCCUCGACUCUCUCUUUCUUUUUGCUGGUUGUUCAGAGACAUGUGGUGGAGGUUGUGUCAGUUUGAAACUUAACUACGACAAUAGAAAUAGUAGUUUGGAGUCAACUUCUACACGUUGCAAUGAAACAGGUUACUCAUGUGCUUCGCAAUAUGAUGUUGAAAACGAAGCAGACAUAAAAAUGGAAGGACCAUUCUCAAAAUGUGUUAUACGCAAUGAGAACCGAGUGAUAAUUGUGGUUGGAAGCACAAAGGAGAUGUUGGAAUUUGGAGAAAAUUGCCUAUCAAAUGCACAAAUAAAUUGUGAAUUAACUGUUCCGGUAUUGCGAAUCCACUUGCCCAGUCGUCAGUAUUACGAAGUUAUUUAUAAUAGAUUGGUGAACGAUUUGUCGAUGUGGCAGCCAUCUUCUCCUGUCUUGAAUAAUUCUGAUCGGCAGAGAGAUGUGGAAACAUCGGGUAACGAACUCUUCGAACUCUGCAGAUCUUCAAAAAGGAAAAAUUCUGCACAUAGUGAGUGUAAUGUUUCGUGUUCUCAUGGUUCAAGUCCAACAGUAAAUGCAUUAGGCAAUGAAAAAUCUCAUAACUUUUGCCUGUUGGCAAAUGUAAAUGAUGGGCGAGUGCUCAUAGGAACUGAAUUUGAAGAUGGAGCUGUUAAGAAACUGGGUCAAGUUGGUGCAAUUCUACACAAAACGCAAAUAAUGGCAGUUAACGGUUUCCAUGGCAAUAGAGAGCUAUCUUAUUUUUAUUCAACUUCCAAAAUUGCUAAUUUUUUUCAUAAAAAUCUUAUUGGUGAUGUAGUUCCAUAUGAACAGUAUGUUUUGAAAAAAGAUUUCGCUCACCAUUUUAAAGAAGGAAUGCAAGCAGAACCGAUAGUGGAUGAAGAGAUUUGUUUUCUGGAGGAGGAAGAGGAUAAUUUUGCCAUCGCAAUUAGAAUUGAUUUUCACUUUGACGAAAAUCUGAAGAAUGUGCUAGUCGGAGUUGGUAUUCGUAAUACUUUGUUACAUUUGAAACCAUAUACGAAUGCUGAGCAGUUUUGGAUUAAUCAGUUGAUCAAUUUCUUUGAUAUCGUCGAUUACGGUAUUCCUGGUUACGAAGUCCCACAAACAACGACAGAACUACAUAUGCACUUCGCGUCCUCUCUGUUGGCUUACCAACAUCAUUUUGAGAAUCCAUCACCUCCUUUAUCACUACGAGUGAUGCUUGGUUCUUGUGACGUCAGUAGUCGAAUCAUGCAGGAUCUAGAAAUAUACAAAUUUGAAUGCAUAUUUGAGCAGCUCAAGCUCUUCGCAUCAUUCAAUCCGGAUGCUACAGGGAGUCAAAAUGAAACAAAGAAGUCUAUAAAUUUUGAGCCCAAAUUCAUACAUAUGCUGUCUGUCGGUAUGUUGCAACUAGAGGUGAUGGCAGCUAAAAGCUCCAGUACUACUGGUGGCAGGCCAAAGAAAUAUCUUCCAUUUUUAGAAGUUAGAUGCAAAAAUGAUUUAUUAAAGUUAUGGGCUUGUUCGGAUUCCCUAUGUUUGGUCAUCAAUGCGGUUGCUGAACUGUUAGAUGCACACACUUCAAAAGUAGCUGCACCCAGAGCUGGACUGCAAACACCAAUCGAUAAACUAACGAUCCGGAAUUCUAGAAGACAGGCAUCAACCGAACAGCAAUUAGCUAACAUUGAAAAAAUGGUGCGAUCAGCGGUGUCGCAAUCUGGACACGAAAUUUUUAUGCACCCGAUGAAUUCACCUGAAAAUUUGACAGAUACUUCUCAAGUGCUGUCGGAUGCAGUAAUAGAUUUAAUUGAUACGACAGGGGAAAGCAUGCCUAGAGAUUCAUCCGGAGUACUCAGAAUUGAUGAAGACUUCUGUCUACUUGAUGAAAUUCCGGGUAGUGGAAUCACGACUGGUAAUAGCAAGCCAUGGGCACGAUUUCUUCUCCCUGACGAUGCAGCUGCUGUAGCUUAUGAUGAUUAUUUGACAAAAAUCGGUGGUAGAUCGAACAAAUCAGUUGUUUUCGCAAUGAACAAGAUUCAUACCCCGUUUAUUAAAUAUUCUAUUGAUGAUGUAUCGCUGGAACUCCAUUUGUACGGUGGUGCUGAUUUCAGCACUUCAAAACCGUCUCCUAAACCUUACUGCAUGUCAAAUGGAGGAAGGUUACGUCGUGACAACUCUCCAGUUGGUGGUCCUUAUAGAGAUUACUCUGCUCAUGUAGAUUUGCGUUUUUCUAGGGUUAAAUUUAUGUUCGAAGUAUACGAUAAAGAUGCACCGGUGUUGUCUACAAGGCUGUUUAAUAUUGGAUCAGUUGAAAUUUUGGAUAAAAUGGUAUCUUCAAAAAUAAAUAAACUGCUUUACCCGCAUGUAUGGGAUCAGACAUUUCCACGUCAUUCUCAAUCGCCGAUGUUUUCAGUUCGCUUAUAUGAAACUCCUCAACAUGAGGGUAAAAUGAAGGUUUCCUUGUUGCCUUUACGUAUUAAUGCCGAUCAAGAUACUCUGGAGUUUCUCGAAGAUUAUGUGAAUGAUCUCUCUGGUAGCGUUGCUGUCUUACAAGCAGAAGAUAUCGUAACAUCGAAGAUGCCAGAAAAGCCAUGGUUGGAAGUGCGUUUGGAUGGAAAUAAUGAUAUUAUGCAGUGCGCCGGAGAUACAGAUUCAGAUACAGCAAUAAAAUGUAUGGAAAUGACUCUUCAAAGUGAUGAUUUUUAUGUGGAUGAAAGCGAAAACGAUAGUUUAAUGCUCAAUGAACGGCUAUAUUUCACAAGUGAUUUGUUUAACGAAAGUGGGUCCGUAACAGACGAUGUCACAAAUUUGUUCGGUUGUAUGAGUUCUUCUUUGCAAUCGUUAUCGAAUGCUAGGACUCAACGCUUCAAUACAGCAAAUACUGAUAGCAGCAUUCGUACUGUUUUGCCUACUGCAUAUAAAGAGGCAAGAAAUGUAAGAUUAAAGUUUGAAGUAGCGAAAGAAGAAAAGAAGGACAACGAAAAAUCUGUCCCUGUCGAUUAUGAGCGCGGUAAAAAUUCUUUGGAGAUAGGUCCUUGGGGAGCAGAAUCGAUCGUUAAAGGAAAGAUCUACUUCAAGGAGUUUACUUUUUCACCAUCUGCGGUGAUUCGUUUGGAUUUAAACGGAAAGCGAAUUCGUCCAGAUCAGGGUUGGAUUUUAGGGCUUUUGGUAGGGUUGAGCGAUUUUAAAUGCACUGAAAUACGUUUGAAGGAACUCAGUUGUACCCGGGGACUGCUUGGUUAUGAUCGAUGUUUUAAAUUCGCUGUUAAUGCCUGGCUUAACGAUAUUAACAACAAACAAUUAGUACAGUUUAUUACGUCUUAUGGGCCUAUCAAAUCAGUAGUAGAAAUUGGUUUUGGGAUUCGAGAUCUAUUUUUGAUGCCAGUAAACGAGUAUUGUAGGGAAGAAGGUCAUAUCAUAAAAGGAUUACAAAGAGGGGCGGAAAGUUUUGGAAUAUCUACCGCAACAGCUGCAGUAGAUAUGUUACAAAGAAUGGUUGGAGUUGUACAGAGCGUAGCGGAGUUAGCAUUUGAUAUUGUUUCACCGGAAUAUCCCAUAUAUCGGCACCGAAGGAAUAUGAUAGAUUACACGGCGCUUCGAUCGCCAAACGAUAUCAGAGAAGGCUUUAAUAUGGCUCUGGAAGCUAUUGGGCGUGAAAUAAGUGAUACGGCGUUAGAUUUCCAAUUAGCUGCAUUAGAAGAUCAGACAAGUGGUUAUUCCACAGUGCGCGGUUUUCUUCGACAAGCUCCAACUACGGUAUUACGGCCUAUAAUUGCCGUAAGUAAAGCUACCGUCAACAUUCUUGGUGGAGUGCGGAAUCAAAUGAAACCAGGCAGUCACAGGGAAGAAAUGGAAAAAUGGAAAUGA
This is a messenger RNA of Brugia pahangi, 6336 nucleotides long. Lineage: Eukaryota; Metazoa; Nematoda; Chromadorea; Rhabditida; Onchocercidae. The record is from the annotation of a GenBank genome assembly.